Lineus longissimus is the source of this 2941-nucleotide messenger RNA. RefSeq names its product rab proteins geranylgeranyltransferase component A 2-like. NCBI's taxonomy places the organism in Eukaryota, Metazoa, Nemertea, Pilidiophora, Heteronemertea, Lineidae. The transcript has 12 exons. The record is from RefSeq and is a predicted model, not a curated record. Gene Ontology annotation, cellular component: cytosol; cytoplasm; Rab-protein geranylgeranyltransferase complex. Gene Ontology annotation, molecular function: GDP-dissociation inhibitor activity. The coding region runs from base 1 to 1953 and encodes 650 amino acids. Gene Ontology annotation, biological process: vesicle-mediated transport; protein geranylgeranylation; intracellular protein transport.
AUGGCGGACGAUCUACCCACGGACUAUGAUGUUAUUGUGCUUGGAACAGGGUUAAGUGAAAGUAUCUUGGCUGCUGCUUUUGCCAGGAUUGGCUUGAAAGUUCUUCAUUUAGAUAGAUAUGAAUACUACAGUGGCGAUUGGGCUUCAUUCACUUUUGAUUGCCUCCAGAAGUGGAUAGAAAAUGUCCACAGUACUCAUGAGUCAGCAGUCAGGGAUGACUCGGACCUGCUGAAAGAUGGUGAAUCGUUUAUUGGACUUGAGCCAUAUUCCAAUACAAUCACUAAUGUGGAACAGUCAUGGUUUAUCAGAGAGAGCUUGCCUGUUGAACUGGACACCGAAGCCCCUGGCUCUGUCCAAGAUGAUGGAACUACUGACAGUGGAUCUGGCGUUGGUACAGAGGGCAGUCCUGAGGAGAAGCCCGCUGAUAAAGAAAAAGGUGUUGCAGUGGGUGAUGUCUCCCCUCUGCCUGCUCCAGAGGCAAAGGAUGUCAUCAGUGAAGUUGUGUCCAAAGAAUGGACAGCAGAGAAGAUCAGAGGUUCCUCGAGAAAGUUCAAUAUUGACUUGUCUCCAAAGCUACUCUAUUGCCGGGGCUCGCUUGUGGAGUUGUUAAUUUCUUCCGACAUUGCCAAAUAUUGUGAAUUCAAAGUGAUAUCGAGGGUGCUAACGUGGAUGAACGAGAAACUUGAACCGGUUCCCUGUUCAAGAGCGGAUGUGUUUGCAACGAAGGCUGUCUCCAUGAUUGAAAAAAGGGUGCUGAUGAAAUAUCUUCAGUUCAGUUUGGACUAUGAAAGCCACCCAGGAGAGUACCAGGGUUUUGAAGAUCGGCCAUUUAGUGAGUUCCUUAAGUCGAGGAAGAUGUCUGCUAACGUUCAACAUUAUGUUAUACAUGCCAUUGCCAUGGUUUCAGAAGACACACCCACUUUGGAGGCCCUAAAAGCGACGCACAAAUUCCUGAUGUCUCUCGGGCGCUAUGGUAACACUGCAUUCCUUUGGCCAAUGUAUGGUAGCGGUGAGCUACCCCAGAGUUUUUGCCGAAUGUGCGCUGUGUUUGGCGGCGUGUAUUACUUGAGGAGACCAAUAGAACAACUCGUCAUCAAUGAGGACAAGAAGGCUGUUGGCGUUGUUUCGGCUGGCCGGCGAUUGAAUGCCAACUACGUGGUGAUGGAUGCAAGCUUUGCCAGUAGUCAGUUGGCGCCUGGUAUUACGUCAAGCAGGUGUGUGUCAAGGGCCAUAUACCUCACCAACAAGAGUAUUCUAGAUUGUGGUAAAGAUGAGCUGACCCUUCUUCGACUUCCAUCGACCCCUGAUAGUCCAGAGCCCAUCACUGUGAUAGAACUCACUCAGUCUGCCUGUGCUUGCCCUGAUAACAUGCUACUGGUACACAUGACAUGCAUCGGCAGUGGGGACCCCAAGAAAGAUUUCAAACGGGCAGAAGACAAGCUGUUCAAGCCAACUGACUCCAGCGACGAGGAUGACGAGAGGCCAAAAGUCCUGUGGUCGUUGUACUUCAGUCGACAAGAUUCCACCCACUGUGACUUGAGCACGGGCGAUGUCAGUAAUGUGUUUAUCACGACCAGUCCUGAUGAGACUCUGCAUUUUGAAAAGGCAGUAACACAGACCAAGCCAAUCUUUGACAAGAUAUGCCCAGAUGAGGAGUUCCUGCCAAAAGCCCCAAACCCGGAAGACAUCAUAUUCGAGGGAGGCGAAGGGCAGGCGCAAGAUGCUGGGUUUGGUGCCCAGGGAGAUGCAGCUGUUGAUGACAAGAAAGAGGGAGGGGCUCCUGAAGGGGUAACAAAGGAUGCGGUUGUUGAUGGUGAGACGGAACUUGAUGAUAGUCAACCAGUAGACUCCGUGGCUGAUACAGCAGUUGCUGAAGCUGAGUCGGGCAUUCUCGUGGAAAGUAAUACUGAAAUCGAUGAUUCAGUUACUGUGGAGACUGAUGAACUGAAAUAGAUACUAGAAAUAACUCUCCUCUGUGUUUCCGCUUUGUUGGUCAGUGAUACUUUUCUUCAUCAAUAAUAGUAAUUAUGAGACUUAGAAAGCGCUGAAUCCCACUGGUUUCAGUUGCUCAAAGCACUUCACAUUAUUUACUGACAUUUGGAACAUUACUAGCCGGCUCCUUAUAAAAACUUUUGACCCUACAUGUACGGUCCCUCUGCUGUGUGCUAUUACUAAUGUGUUUCACUGCAGUUCCUAACUUGUGCCAUGUUGGCCCAAGUGUCUCUGCUAUAGGAGAAAUAACCUUCACAAAAAAUACUUAUUCUGCGUCUUUAGAGACAGGAACAAUAUUGUAGUGGUCUCCGAUCGAAAGCUUUUGACUUCAUGUUCCCUUAUAAGGGUGUCAUUACCAAUGUGUAAUACUGCAGUGUAUGACAUAGUGCCCUGUUGGUCAAGAGUCACUGCUACAGGAGAAAUAACCUUAGCAAAAUCUUGUUAUUCUUUAUAGCUUGUGGUGUAUCUUCUGUUGGUUUUAAAGCUUGGUAGUAGCGACCAUCACUAGGUAGCCAUGUGGUGAUUCAUAAUCUUCCGUGGACGCCUUGCUAGAAAUAAAAAAUUGUUUUGCUGGAAUCCUUGGUCGAACGGAUUCUGGAGGGUCAAAAGGCACUGGUUUCAAUGUCUUUUUGUCUCAAUAAUGCCGGCCACAAAGGAUUUUGGUUAGCCUACUUCAGCCCUAAAACAAGAAUACUACAGUAUAUGAAUCACCACACUGGGUGAACUGAUAGGCUUUUCUUGCUGUUCAUGUAAAUCAUAUGUGGAAAAUGUAAUUAUUGCAGAUGUUGUUAAUUGCCAUAGGCUUAGAGCCUACCCAAGUCUUUCAUUUGAUGCUAAUCUGUCUGUAUUAGAAAUGGUAUGUGCUACUGUGAUUAUUAAAGAUAUGUGUAUUUAUUCAAGAGUAAUUAUUUUGUUGGGAAUUAUGCAAUAAAUAACCAAUAAUGAUAUA